AUGUCUAUAGCAAGAACUAAAUCACCGAUGUUGGUCGGAUUCAACAACAUUUGGAGAAAUCUUCCAGACAGUCUCCUGCUGCACAUUUUUUGUUUUCUUUCUCCGAAUGAAGUUGUACUUGCUGGUGAAGUCUGUCGAAACUGGAAUCGCGUUUCGAAGGAUGAAUUGCUCUGGAAACACUUGCUUCAAAUGACUUUACUCAACAGAGCAGGCGACAACAUUGAGCUUCCUGUUAAAUCAUCUUCUUGGUUCGAAGAAUAUAAAAGAAUCUACCAAACCACCCCUGUAGUGGAAGGCCAGGUACUGAAGGAACACACCGAUGAAGUUCUUCACGUGACUUUUUCACACGAUGGUCAACUUUUGGCAUCAAGUUCGAAAGAUUGCAGCGUGAUUCUCUGGCGGGUCUACGAUUUCCAUCGUGUUAAAAUGGUGGAAAAGAUAAACUUUGAAGAUCACAAUUGGGAGUAUGUUCAGUUUUGUGAAUUCAAUAAAACCAACACUCUCCUUCUCGUAUCAGGGGUUAAUAAGAUGCGAGACUUGAGUUUUAGAGGUGAGUUCUUUUCAUUUGCCUUCUUUACACUUUCCAUAAUAUGCUUUGUUUGCCCCAAUAAUAAAAAUAAUGAUAAUAACAAUAGUAAUAAUAAUAAUAAUAUGAGAAUAAUUGAUAAUGAUGAUGAUGAUGGUGAUGAUGAUGAUAAUGAUGAUGACGAUGAUGAUUAUGAUGAUGAUGAUGAUGAUAAUGAUGACGACAAUGAUAAGACAACUUAUUCAAGGAACCCUUAAUAACAAUAAUGAUAAUAAUAAUAGUAAUAAUAAUAAUAUAAUGAGAAUAAAUGAUAAUUAUGAUGGUGAUGAUGAUGAUGACAAUGAUGAUGAUGAUGAUGAUGAUGAUGAUGAUGAUGAUGAUGAUGAUGGCGAAGAUGAUAAGACAACUUAUCAAGGAACCCUUAAAUUCCAACUCUCUUUGAGACGGACACCUUUGGGACCAGCAGUAAGUGUCCAUCUUAGAGAGAUGUCCAUUUUAUAGAGAGUCACAUCAAGGGUGCAAAGAAAGACAGGGACCAAAUCUAGGUGUCCAUCUUAUAAAGGUAUCGGUUAAGAAAGAGCCAACUGUACACUGCUUUGAUCAAUACAAAGGUUUUGAUAGUCUGAGAUCUCAGGUCAAUACAAUUUCACUUUGUUUCAGGGGCAAAUCAUGUGUUUAGUUAAAGUUGAUAGUGAUAGAUGUAACUGACAAUAAUAAUUAUUGUUUUCAAUUUUUAUUGGCAAAACAGAAAAAAAAGGUUGAAUGCAAAUUUUGGGGAAAGACAUCUGCAACUGCAUAAAGAACGUUUUAAGCCUUUGGGUCAAAUGGACAACAGUCUCAAGUAUGGUUGUGUUUUGUAAGGGGCAAUGAAAUUGUAGCCUGUGUUGCAGAUGUACAUGCAAUCUAACCCCAGUUAGUAAUGUCUGUGAAGCAGCGCUAAGAUCCUUGUUCUGGGCCCCCUACAGACUCAGCGCAUUACUAGAAGUGUGUUUUGAAUUUCCUUUCAACCUUAUAGAUGGUUUUCAUAGUGAUGUCAUCAAAUUAUAAAGUCAAAAUAGCUAAGUUUUACGAAUUCUUAUUGAUACUAGGUCGAGGAUAAACAAAAAUUAAAUCUUUGUACACGUUUCCAGUCCCAUAGCAUGUUUCAUUUCAAAAAUACAACACUUUUAACUUCCGAGUUUUCACAGUGCGUAACACCAAAACAGGAAUGCUGUCUCAUUGAAAAAAAAGUCUCUCCUCUUGAUUUUCAGCAGUAUAACCAUUUCAAGUAUUAGAAGGUAUGUUUAUGUGCAUGAAUACUAAUUCUCAAGUGAAAAGAAAGAGUUUUUAUAGGAAAAGUGAACUCCAGAUGUUUUUGUGGAUUUCCAGCAGCCAUAUUGGUGCACCAAACGGUGCAGCAAUAUGGCGUCUCCAUACAAAACCCUACAAAGGUACAUGAAACGUUUCAGCAAAUGACUCAGAAACUGUGGACGACAAAGACCCGAGACUUGGACAAAUUGUUUUAUAUAUUAGUCUUUUAUAACAUUUCAUUUUCUUGGCUUCUUCCACUGGGCGGUUUCCAUUUAUUUUUUUGUUGCGUGACAGUGAAAACGACCUAUUGGCAAAUCAUGACAAGUAUUCAAAUCCUGGUACACAGGUGGGGGCCCAAAACAAGAAUAUCAGCGCUGUUUCACAGAUGGACUUAACCAGAGUUUAGUUUCGUCUGUGGCGCAGGCUAUGACAUUGUUGUCCUUUACAUUUUUUUAUGCCUGUUGCUAUAGACUGUGUUUGCUUUUACAGGUGAAAUCUUCAUACUUCAGCUUCAAGGAUUCAAUGCAGUUGGUGUACUUCAUUGUGUAAACAGUGAACCAUAUGAUGUGUUUGGAGCUUGGCUAACAGAAAGAUACUAUAUUUCAGGCACAUUUGAAUUCAUGGAAAACGAUUCAUCUACUUCAGAGUUGUGGGCAAACUGUGCAAAUGGUUUUAGUCAAGACCAUCAAACAAAACUGGCCCGGGUUGUUAAUUACAAUUCUAGUUCUGUGAGAACUGUUCUUGUAGCCAGGCCAAGCGGCAUGUGUAGUUCACGACCUGCCAAAGGUUCCUCAGCAUUGCAAAGAAAUGAUCGUGUUUGCUUGAUUUUUACCCAUGGCACGGUGACUUAUGUCCCCCAUCAGAUUGUCUUCAAAUGGCUUAAACUUGAAAAUGGAGAUUAUGCCACAAGGAAACUGUCCAUAGUUAGAAACAGCCAUACAAACAGUAGCUACAUGGAAAGAGGCAAAACAGGUGAAGUUGGCUAUGAACCGUGUUACACAGAAGAGGAACAUUGUAUCGAAACCAAUGCUCACAUUAUUGGCAUGAGCUUGUCACCAGAUCACCAAUUUCUCUAUGUCAAUUGUCGCCCUUGGCAACAGCAAGAUGGGAAAGAUAGAAUUGCUCCAGGGCUAAUUGCUUCUCCUCCAGAAAUCUCCAGUGAAAUAACCUUGCGGGUUUACAGCUUGGCCACAUACAAACUUGUUGGUGUUCAUACUGGCCAUGAAGCAUAUACUCCUAAUGAUGGCUGCUUCUUUAUUUUUCUUAAUGUUGCAGACAAGUUUGUUGCAAGGUAAGACCUCCAUUUAUCGCACCAAAUAUUCCAAGAGCCAUACUCACAAUAUAAUUCACAUUUAGGUCAAUCCAAAUAAACAAAAUUGUUAAAAAGAAACUUGAAUUCCAGCUUGCACUUUGGGUAAGCAACGCUCUCAUUUUGUUUACCCAGAGCCACUUCUUGCCCUGACCGGGCAAGGCUUUAUUCCAAACCUGAAUUUUUUUACAUCAUUAUUACUCUAUUUAAGAACUUGAAGGUAAUAACAUUCUCUUUAAAUUAGCCCCCCAUCCCCAUCCCUCUCAAAUAAGCCCUCUUCUCUAAUAAGCCCCCCUUUUCAGGAGAAGAAAGUUUAUAAGCUCCCUUCUCUUUUAAGCUUGACUGACGGUUUCAUAUAAAGGGGGUCAGGGUCCCUAGGUCUGCUACUUGCAUACCAUACAAAAACAGGGGCACCCAACGGCAAUUUUCGGGAAAAUAUGUGUUCGGAAGACGAUUUGAGAUCUAGAAUUUUCGGAGCAUUUGUUGUAAAAUUUCUUGCUUGCCUGCCUCUCCUAGGAUUUUCGCACAUCUACAAGAUGGUAUAAUUACCCAUUUUUAACGGAUUUUGACCCUAAAAAAGGCCACCUAGAAUUUUCGGGAGCCUUUUCCUGGCUGAAAGUUUCUAGAAGAUAAGUUUUUAUCCCUAUAAUUUUCAGAUCACUAGACUUUCAGCUAGGAAAUCCGAACAGAUGAAAAGUUUUUAGGGGAUAAAAAUAUGCCUAUAUCUACCGUUUGAAUACUAAAAUACGCUCAACAAUGCUUUGUUAAGUGGUUUUGAACUAUAUCCUCGUUGGGUGCCCCUGACAAAAAGGCAAGGAGUGGCCUAUAAGGCCAAAACUUAUUCUGGUUUCUGUAGCAUGAAGCAACUAGGAAUAUUUCUUCUUCCUCUUGAUGUGACGCCAGUCUGUCACAGGGUUUUCCCCCAUUACUAAAUUUGCCAGCGAGAGUUAAGUGUCUCGCCCAAGAACUAAACACAAUGACCCAGGCCCGGGUCUGAACCCAGACCUCUUGAACUGUAGUCGGAGGUCCAUAUCUUGAAAGUCCUGGUAACUUUACAGGCCCAAAGCAAAAUAAUAAAAUAAGAAUCUUACUAAUAAAAGCAUGGAUCCUAGCUAAAAAAACAGUCCAAUUUGUGUUGUUAACCAAUAGGUUUACCUAAAAUGUGAUCAAAAAUGCUCUCCAGACCCUGUGAUUACCGGCACUUUUGAGAAACAGGCCAGACACAGUGAACCAUGGGAGUGUGAUCACGUCAAAUAGACUGAACAAGGGCUUUUUAAGUGUUCCAAAUUUGGUUUCAUGAUUAAUUUUCAAUGGCAAUGUCCUCGGCUUCAGAGCUUGAAUGGUCACUGAUCAGUUUUGCCUGAUCAGACUCCACUUUAACUUGACGGGGAGGGGAUAAAAGAAAGAGAAGAUGGCGAGAAGGGUGGAAGGGUGCAAUAAUUCAAGGGAGGCGAUUAUUUUAAAAAUUUCCACUUAAGGGAGGCAAUUUUUUGAGGGAGGCGAUUAAUCGAGGGAUGACUGUGAUUCAAGGAAAUAUGGUAAUUAUUUUAUUGUUUUUAAUCUUCAGUGGAGCAGAGGAUCAUUGUGCUCAUGUUUGGGACAGACACUUUGGAACCAAGCUAGCCACUCUUAAAGGACACAGUAAUGUAGUGAACUGUGUUGCAUUCAACCCUGUGAACCAACAAAUGCUGGUCAGUGCGAGCGAUGAUCAGACUAUCAGAGUAUGGAGAUCCCGGCAGCUGUCCAAGCUACCGGUGAAUGAUUCAGUGGAGGUAGAAGAAAGUUACGAAGAAAUAAGCUUUGUGGAGGAGAGAUUUUUGAGAGAAACAAAUGUGUGAAUUAAUGCUAUGUAAAUGUAAUUUAUUAUUAAAUAGGGAGCUGAAGCAAAGUAGUUUUUGAGGGACGCACAUCUUUUGGAAUUGGACUAUUUGCAUCCUUGGGCAGUGGUUUAACCCAUUAUUUUGGCAAAUCGUCCGUAUAAGAGUAAAGACACGUAGCUAUACAAUUUUAGUAGCGUUUAGGCAUAUUAAAAGGGGAAAAGCCUUACUUCCGGUUGAUGUUCGUGAGGCCUU
Messenger RNA from Porites lobata, 5197 nucleotides. The record is from the annotation of a GenBank genome assembly. NCBI's taxonomy places the organism in Eukaryota, Metazoa, Cnidaria, Anthozoa, Scleractinia, Poritidae.